Messenger RNA from Monopterus albus (swamp eel), 3401 nucleotides. RefSeq lists its product as uncharacterized. Lineage: Eukaryota; Metazoa; Chordata; Actinopteri; Synbranchiformes; Synbranchidae. The record is from RefSeq and is a predicted model, not a curated record. Gene Ontology annotation, molecular function: RNA binding; poly(A) RNA polymerase activity. The transcript has 2 exons. Gene Ontology annotation, biological process: mRNA stabilization. The coding region runs from base 405 to 2720 and encodes 771 amino acids.
UCCGUCUGAUGUGAUGUUCACCCCGCAACAGCUCGCCAGUGCGGUGGCACGUCGGUGUAGUUCAGUUCAGCCUGACAUAUCGGUAUGAUCCUCCAAUAAAAGUCUAACUUUAACAAACUAUUAAGAAUAUUGCGUUUGGAUGCUCUUAAAAUACCCAGUUAGUUUUAAACUUGUGAGGCUGUCACUUGGUAGUUAGAGGGAGACCGAGGGUCGUGAUUUACCGUAAAUUUCGUGACGCCUGAUUGCCAUGGAAACAGUGCUGCUGCGCUGAGAGGAAACUGUUAACUUCAGCAUCAACCUCCAGCGGGGUCGGAUAAACGUAGCUCACUGUUUAUCUCUGUUCUUGUGUUGCUGCUCUGGCUUUACUUUUUCAUUUGGAUUUGGCAACAAACCAGGUGAGGAUAAUGGAGCUUCAAUCAGAGAAGAGGUUCCACAACUUGACCCUCGAACAAGUCCAGGCCCUGGACAAGGUCUUGACAGAGGUAAUACCGAUCCAUGGAAGAGGAAACUUUCCUACAUUGCAAGUGAGAGCAAAAGACAUCAUUCAUGCAGUGAAGGAUCGGCUGGUUGAACGAGACAUCCAGGUGAAAGAUAUCCGGCUUAAUGGUGCCACUGCCAGCCAUGUCCUGGUGAGGGAUAACGGCCUGGGCAAUAGAGACGUAGACAUUAUUUUUGGAGUGGAGCUGCCGAGGCAGGAGGACUUCCAGGUGAUUAAAGAGGUGGUGCUGGGAAGCCUACGAGACCUCCUCCCUUGUGGUGUCAACAGACGAAAGAUCACCUGCCUGACAAUGAAGGAAGCCUAUGUGCAAAAGAUGGUGAAAGUUUUCAAUGAGCACGACAAAUGGAGCCUUAUUUCUCUGUCUAACAACAGAGCUAAAACCUUAGGGCUCAGAUUUGUCAGUUCCCUUCGAAGACAGUUUGAGUUCAGCGUGGAUUCUUUUCAAAUAAUAUUAGAUCGUAUGCUGGAGUUGUACUGGGAGACUGAGAGGAAACAAGGAGGAAAUCUGACAUUGAAAUUGUCUAAAAGAGACAAUAUGGAUGAAAACAAAGAAGAACAAUCACAUGUAUCUCAGGAUGUUAAAGAAAAUACUGAAAAAGAUUCAGGAAUGGCAGCAAGUUCAGAAAGCCUGUGUAAGGAUGAAGCUGUUUCUGUCCUUGAAAAAGAGCUUCCACAUGCAGAGACUGAGAAUGGGGAUGAAAAGCAUGAGGCGCAGCACGUGUUAGAACCUGAGCGCAUUAACGUAAAGCAGGAGGAAGGUGAAGCGGAUGGCAUAGAGGAUGUUCAUUCAGAGGAGGACAUUGUAUUUGAGCUAUGUGAUGAAAACGGAGAGGAGAAAAGACAGUGUCACAGUGACUAUCCCUUAGUUUCAACUCCUAAAACUUUAUUCACAGAAGCAAGGGAUCCGCUGGAUCCGCUGAUGACACAUGUGUGUUUAAAGCUACAGAGUAAUGACACAGAGCUAUCUGUGUCACAUGCUUCCCAGCAAGCAUCUGUAACUCAUACAGAAACGCCAGCUCCACUGGAAAUAGUCCAGUGUGAAGAAAUUCCUCAGUUCAAAGCAGACUCGAUAAUCCGCAGGACUGAAAAUACCUCAAGCUUCCAAGAGUCACAUCUUGAAUUCUCCUUCCCUCCUCCAGCUAAGAAAACUUGCAGCACAUCACAGGACAUUGUACCGGACUAUUGCCCCUCACCAAAAUUACAAAGAAAAAUGUCACGGAAGUUGAUCAGCAACCCUGAAAAAUGGUCUUUACUCACUGAUUUGUCAGAUCUUACAACUGAGCUGUUUGCACCCAUAGAAAUACCAAAACCACUUCAGGCAAAGCCUUUACUGGAUAGCACUCAAGUUCAGUGUUCAGAUGUACCCAGCUCCGAGUCGGAGAGCUUUGAGGGUACAGAUACUCACACACUUCCCAUGUGCAGUUCAUCCAGUGUGCUUCAGGGUGUAAUUGGCUCAACUGAAACUGUAGGACAGGUUGUUAAACCAAAACACUCAAAGAAACCUCCUCAUUCAGAGACUCAGAGUCACACACGUGCAACAAAUUCAGCCUCACAGCCUCAGGCUGAUGAGCAAAACCCUGAGCUGGCAAACACUGUCUCGAAAAGCUGUGGAGCAAGCGCCUGGGUCAGAGCAGCAGGGGAGGCCACCAUCACUGUCGAAGCAGAGUGCAUGUUUGGAGACUUUGAGCAGGCGAUAGACCACCUUCGCCAUCGUCUCAUAGCCACCCACAGCCCAGAGGAGAUCCGAGGAGGGGGCCUGUUAAAAUACAGCGACCUGCUGGUGAAGAACUUUAGGCCAACCAGCGAGACAGAGAUCAAGUCCCUGGAGCGAUACAUGUGCUCCCGCUUCUUCAUCGACUUUCCUGAUGUAAGUGAGCAGCAGCGGAAGAUCGAGGCUUACCUACACUGCCAUUUUAUUGGCAGUGAAGAGGCGAGCAAGUACGACUACCUGAUGACCCUGCGGCGCGUGAUAGAUGAAAGCACAGUGUGUUUGAUGGGACAUGAGAGGAGACAGACACUCAAUAUGAUCACAGUCCUGGCUCUGAGAGUGCUGGGCGAGCAGAAUGCCAUCCCCAACACGGCCAAUGUCACCUGCUUCUAUCAGCCUGCGCCGUAUGUGACAGAGCCCAUUUUCAGCAGUUACUUCAUCACCCAGGCCCAGGCCCCACUCAUCUACCACCCCUACCCUUUACAUCUCCACAUGCAGACUGGCCUGGUGUAGCUACUGUGACAUGCCCACAGAGUGGCAUGUAGGCUGCUUUCAUCACAGUGCUCUGCAAGCAGAGGCACAAAUGGCAGUUUUAACAACAACAAGCAACUACGGGCACAGUGUUGUUUAAUGCUUUGUAACCCCCCUGUUUAUGACAUGAAAGAUCAUGAAAGGUUAGAACUGAAAGGGGUCUGGAGGCAAAGAAUGUGACCCAUUCAAGUUGAGGACUUUUGAAAAGGAAAGAAAUGCUAAGAGCCGGCUUUUCAGAGAUCUCCCAGAGGGAGUUUCACUGAAGCGGAAGGACGUUGUUUAAAGCUGUUUCAGAUCUGUUUUGGCAGGGCUCUGUUCUCCUGUUGAGAAGAAUGUUCUAAUGUGAUAAUUCUCUGUGGCUAUGAGCUAAACUUACAUAAAGCAUAAUCUCUGACAAAAAAAUAGUGAUAAAGUUUGAAUAAUACAUUCUUAAUGUUUCCAAGGGGUUAAAAGCCCAUAUAGCUAUUUUGUGAAUCAUCAUUCUCUGUAGAGUAAAAUUCAGCAUGUGGCUGUACCUGUAUAUUUACUGUAUAGAAAUAGGACCCCAUUUACUGAAGAUGUAAAUGACAUAAAUGAGCAAAAUUUGCUGUGAUGUUCUGUAAUUGUGAAUGUAAGCAUCUUAUUUGAAAGGCAGGAAGUUGAGUUCCAUUAGGGGCAGUAUGA